Synchiropus splendidus (mandarinfish) is the source of this 5019-nucleotide messenger RNA. It is a transcript of the gene ches1, whose product is annotated as checkpoint suppressor 1. Gene Ontology annotation, cellular component: nucleus. The transcript has 6 exons. The record is from RefSeq and is a predicted model, not a curated record. Gene Ontology annotation, biological process: regulation of DNA-templated transcription. Gene Ontology annotation, molecular function: DNA-binding transcription factor activity; cis-regulatory region sequence-specific DNA binding. Bases 352 to 1791 code for a protein of 479 amino acids. Lineage: Eukaryota; Metazoa; Chordata; Actinopteri; Syngnathiformes; Callionymidae.
CACACGCACACACACGCUCACUGAGCUUCUCUCCGGUGGAGGAGAAGAGGGAGAGAGAGAGCGAGAGAGAGAGGGAGCUCAGAUGAACACUGAAGUGAGAGAGAGAGCGCGCGCGACUAUAGGAACGCAGCGGCCCGUGUGUGUGUGUGCGUGUGUGUGUGUGCAGGUACGUACGCUCGGUGGCUAGAAACGACUGGCGGGGCGGAUAUGGAGGGUCGCGGGAGAAACGCUGGGAACUGACCAAGGAGCCGAGAAGAAGGACGGACGCGGAAGGAAGGAAAGGAGGCGAGAAAAGUCUGCGAGUGGAGAAGGGAACAUAAGGAGGAUUCUAAGAAGUGAGCCCUGGGCUGGAUGGGACCCACCAUGCCCCCCAGUAAGAAGGCUCAGAGCCCCAGCAGUGGAGCCAGUGCUUCGCAGGGCAUGAGCCCACCGUACCGACAGGGCGACGCCGUCACGGCAGCAUCGGAGGCGGAGGCGGCCGACCUUUCCUUGUCCUUGUCUGCCUCUUUCUCCAAAGCCGAGGACGAGGAACUUACAAGUCUCUCUUGGCUCCACGAGAGCACAGACCUGCUCAACAGCUUCAGCCACUCUGGGCUUCGUAGUGUGUCCCCGUUGCAGGACCCAGACGGUCAGCACCCUCGCUCGCCUUCUUCCUCAUCACCGUCCCCGGACGACCCCCUGCUCGGCGAUGCCCACUCGGCGUACGACUUGGCGACCGGUGCCAACAGAAAACCUCCGUACUCAUUCAGCUGUUUGAUCUUUAUGGCCAUUGAGGACGCUCCAAACAAACGGCUGCCAGUGAAAGAUAUUUAUGGCUGGAUCCUGGAGCACUUCCCCUAUUUUGCCAGCGCCCCCACAGGCUGGAAGAACUCUGUACGACACAAUCUUUCGCUUAACAAGUGCUUCAAGAAGGUGGACAAAGAUCGGAGCCAGAGCAUAGGCAAAGGCUCGCUGUGGUCAAUAGACCCAGACUAUAGGCACAACCUGAUCCAGGCCCUGAAGAAAACGCCCUAUCAUCCUUUCUCGCCAGGCAUGAGUGCCCCGUCCAUCUCCCCUCCCAUCCUUCCUCAGACAUUUCAUCAAAGUCCUCCAUUGUGGUCGGGGAGUCCCCUCUUCAGAAAGAACGGAGGAGUUCUCCUACAAGUUCCUCGUGGCGUGAUCCAAAAUGGCGCCCGUGUCCGGAGCCAGGCCCUCUUCCCGGUAAUCAGACCCCUUCCAGUCAGCCCGGUGGGGAGCAGAACGUCCGCCAUAAGAUCAUGUGUGGGAGAUUACCUGAACCGAGGACACGACAGCCCGUCGCGCUACUCUCCUCCCCUGUGCAGCGAGGACCUUCAGGACGACCACACCUACAGCACAGCCAAGUCUCCCAGCAGGCUUUGCUCUUCCCAAGCCACGCUGGAUGAUGACGACAUCAUCGCCGUGGAGAUCGAAUCCGAUGUCAAACAGGAGCCAAGGGAGAUCCCCCUGGAUCCUCUGGUCGGCAACGCGGCGGCCACCCACAAUUCCCAGCAGCCGCCGCGCGGACAGAGACGUACUUUGGGCACGGGCGCCGGGACUCCUGCGGGGAGCAGUCUGCCCUGGACCAAAAGCCGAGCGAGGGGGGUUAGCGACACGCUGCCGCUGAAGAAGCGGCGAGCGGCGGCGGUGGAGAAGCCAGAGAGCGACGACGAGGAGAUGAAGGAGGCGGCGGGGUCAUUGCUUCACCUGGCGGGGGUCAGAGCCUGCCUCAACAACAUCACAAACCGCACUGCCAAGGGCCAGAAGGAGCAGAAAGAGCCCCUGAGAAACUAAAAAAAAAGACAAUGCAAACACCUACAAGCGCACACACACACUUCAACACAACAGGUCAACAGGUAACACUUAUCAUCUCCCUCUAUCUAUCUGCAGGGCAUUAGGUGAAUCCUACUUAUUUGUGGCAAUAUCAAAAAUCUAUGUUUUCCUACAUGUUCAGCAACACUAACAUCAAUGGGUAUUUCUCAUGUGUCUCUGUUGUUUCUGUUGUUAAAAAGGGGAUGAAAGCCAUAAAAACAAGCAUGUUUUGUCACCGAUUUGGACAACAUAACAAGCAGGAGAUGGCUGUUUGUCUUUUGGUGUUUGUUUCUAUGUGAAUCUGUAGCAAUCGUGCGGUGAGGCCAGCGGAGAUGGCACAGAAAAACCAGACGUCGAUCUCUUUGCUGCUCACUAGCAUCACUCUCCUGUAACCACGAGCACAAAUGUGAGACUGUGCCAAAGAGAAGCGACCAGGUUGCUUCAUGUAGCCGAUACGACAGCUUGACAUAAAAAAAAAAAAGAAAGAAAGAAAGGAAGAAGGAGGGCAUAGUAGGAGCGCUUACCAGAAUGACCUUACGUGUCAAAAGAAUUGUAAAACCCAAUGUGACAUAUAUAUAUAUACAUAUAUAUAUUCAUGCACUUAAGAUUAUUUUACACCACUUAUAGUUGAAGCAUUGUGGGGGGAAAACAUGGUUUAUUUCAGAAAGCACUCAUACUAUUUAAGAAAAGCUAUAUAAAAAAAAAACUAAAAAGCUCAUGAUUAUCACCAUAGAGAUGGAUAGUGUGCCGGGUCUGAGGCAAUAUCUCCUUCAUUUUGUUGUUGUUGUUGUUGUUGCAUAAUGUAAACGUCCCUGCGACUCCUCCCCCCCCCCGUCUGUCGAUAGACGCCUGGUAAAGAAACUGUAGCUACCAGAAGCUACCACACCUUCCUCUUUGUCUGACAAAGAACAUGAUCUGUGGGUUUUUUCUGUUGGUGUCUGUUAAUCCUCACUCUACCCUCAUAAAGAUAUAAGCAAUUUGUCCCGCGCGGGCAACUCUGUAAAAAGGUUAGAAAAUAUUUUAUUUUUUUCCUUUUCUUAAUUGAAGCAAUUUGACCUGCAGGACUUUCUCAGUUAUAUUGCAUGGGUGCUUGUAAAUAAGAUAAAAAGCAAAUCUUUUUUAUUCAAAGAACAUGUAAGAUAAACAAUGUAUUUAGCAUGAAGCAUGACUUAUUUUCAUAUAAACCUUGAUCCUAGAGGAAAGGAAAAAAAAAAAGUUUUGCCGCCAAUUCUUCUACCCAUGACUCGGAUGAUUUUUUUUUUUUUUUUUUUGGGUUCUGAGCGGGCUCACAGAAACUUCAGGAAGGAGAUUCAAGAGUUCAAGCGAUGGGCUUCCGUCUUCUUCGGCCCGUACGGUGAUGUAGGUGUUCAGUGUUAACCCCUAUGGAGUGUGUGAGCGCCCGAAACACACGCCCUUUAACAUCGUGCCUGCCUGCCCUCAGUGUGUUGACAGAACCUGUCGACGUACCUGUCAUUAUUUAUAACAGUAUUGUCUUUUUUUUUCUCCUCCUGCGUGUGUGUGUGUGUGUGUGUGUGUGUGUGUAUAUGUACAUUUGUCCUCCACUGAUGACUGUCUGGAACAGAUGGGCUUCAAAAACUAUAGGUGGUGUCCUGAUAGAACCUCAUAUCUGCAUAAAUGGCAACAAAAGGAAGACUUGAAAAGACUUGAGGCAACUGCGCUGCUCACAGUGUUGUCAUUCGCAUUCACAUAUUCUUUCUAUGGCUUUGAAAGAAACAGAAUUUUUGACGCCCAGUAUUGAUAUUGCAAUGGAGGCCAAACUAUUGCACUGCCAAAAAAAAAAACAGUAUUUUCCCCUCCCUCGCCAAUAAAUUAAUAUUAGAGCUGCUGAUAAGAGGAAUUAUUCCGUGAAUGAAUUUUAAGGUUGAUCAUUUUCUUCCGGAAGAGUGAAGACAACCGAUUGUUGUCGUUCCUGUUUGGAAUUUUGACUUUUUUUUUAUUGGGAAAAGCUCAUUCGAGGACUUCGAAAGUCGACAAAAGACUUGAUUCGUGCUUCCAGAAGGAUGCGACUUUCAUUGAACAAGUUUCUCUGUGGACCCAAAAAUCCACUAUAUCUAUUUAAGUCAAAUUUAAACACACUAAAUCAGCCAGAAGGUGGCAGUAGCAUUUCCGAAAAGGCUCGCACAAGCCUGUAGAACACGAGCAAGAAAGUCACCCAUCAAUUUUUUUGAAUUUUUAUUUUUAUUUUUUAAAUGAAAACUGUCAGAUAGACGUAAGCACGGAUGGAAACAUCGCAAUUAGGGCACUUGAACUUUAAAAAAAAAAAGCUGUCAGUCAAAAAGUGUCAAGAUUAAGACCAUAAUUAUGAGCAGCUCCACUGCGAACACCCUUCUGCUGGGUGUGUGCAGCGCUGUCUGACAGCUGUUUGUUUUGGCUGACGCUGUUUGGACUCCAGCGAAAUCCCGUGCACCGGUCGAGUAUUGCCACCUGUAGCAUGCACCAGCGGGUUUACAUUUUUCCUGCGUGCGACUCUGACAUUUGACGCGACGAUCGGUCAGCGCGGAAGCUGCCGCACGCCGACCCCUGUCUGAGUUCUGGGGGUCAAGCACCCGGCUGUGUUUGCAGUCACAAUCCACUGUUAUGGAUUGUUCUUCUGUUUGCGUGGAACAUGUCAAUGGAAGAUUCUGUUGCUUGAGCAAACAACUUUUUCUUCCCCUCUGACUCACUGGGUGACACGCAGGACAGAUGAUCUCUGUCCUGGUCUCAAAACAAGGUGAAACUAACUCACUGCCUGAAAAGUGUUUUUCGUAACUGCCCGCCAAACAAGCAGCGGAACGUAAACAGUUGCCAUUUUAUUUUUAUUUAAAUUACCUCUCGACGCACAUAUUUGUUGAAGUUUCUCCUGCCAUUAUUUCCGGGGUCUGUCUGAGCCGAAGUUUAGAAAGCCAUAGGUCAGAGAUGUCAAAACUGUUUGCCCAGAUGUGAGUUCAUCCAGGUGUUGGUGUUCCUUUUUUUUUUUUUUUUUUUAACCGGUAAAUGUUUAAUUCUCUCCUUUAUUGUGCAAUCAUAUUGCCAAAGAAUGAUUUCAAAACCUAUUCCAUCACUACAUGUAAAUAUCAACGUUGUCCAAUACCGUGGCAAAAAAAUAUAUAAAUGUUGUUUUAUUUUGUUUUCCAUUUUCUGAAAAACUACAAUGAUGUUUAUGUGCUGUAUUGUCUUCCAGUUGGUUGCAAUAAUAAAAAAAAAAAAUCA